Molecule: messenger RNA, 1181 nt
Organism: Cololabis saira (Pacific saury)
Lineage: Eukaryota; Metazoa; Chordata; Actinopteri; Beloniformes; Belonidae
Exons: 6
Coding region: 152-1165 (337 amino acids)
Source: RefSeq, a predicted model, not a curated record
CACAGACUGAUAAGACUUCUCCCGUGACGACUGUGUUCUGAAUCUUAAAACAUAGUUUUGUGGGAACCUGUACCACCGAGACCUGAUGUCAGGAAUCACCCGUCCAGAUGAAGGUUUGUGUGUGAGCUGAUGUGGACGUGAAUUCAGCAGAAUGGACCAGUGUGACGAUGGAGAGGAAGGAGUCCCUCCCUCUAAAACCUCUCUGUGUGGGGAACAUGAGAGUCGGAGCAAAGCUCAGAGGAAUAGACCCAGACCUGGACCUGGACCUGGACCUGAACCCGGACCCGGACCCGGACCAGGUCCCGGACCCAGCUGUGUGUCCUUGAAGAGCGACCAUUCAAAGGACUGGUUCAUUGGCUUUAAAGGAGACCAGCAGUCUUCUUCAGAGAGAGUGGACCAGCACAUCUCAGAGUCCCCCAGCGGUCCGUCUGUCCAGCAGCAUCAGACCCAGCUGGACUCCAUCUUUCAGCUGCUGGAGGACAACAUUGUCAUGUUUGUGAAGAACGAGCUGAAGAAGAUCCAGAGGGGUCUGAGUCCAGAUUACCCAGAAUCCCUAGAGCAUCUGUUGGACGGUGAGGAAGAAGAGCAGAGAAGGAGCAGAGAGGCGUUUGUGAAGAUAACAGUAAACUUCCUGAGGAGAAUGAAGCAGGAGGAGCUGGCUGAGCGUCUGCAGAAAAGCUCUUUUGCUGCAGUUUGUAAAAAGCGGCUGAAGUCUAAGCUGAAGAAGAAGUCCCAGUGUGUGUCUGAGGGGAUUGUUAAAGCAGGAAACCCAACCCUUCUGGAGCAGAUCUACACAGAGCUCUACAUCACAGAGGGAGGGACUGGAGACGUCAACGAUGAACAUGAAGUCAGACAGAUUGAAGCAGCUUCCAGGAAACCAGAGAGAGCAGAAACAACCAUCAGACAGGAAGACAUCUUUAAACUCCCACCUGGAAGAGAUGAACCAAUCAGAACAGUGAUGACGAAGGGAGUGGCCGGCAUCGGGAAAACAGUCCUAACACAGAAGUUCACUCUGGACUGGGCUGAAGGCAGAACCAACCAGGACAUCCAGUUACUGCUUCCAUUCACCUUCAGAGAGCUGAAUGUGCUGAAAGACAGAAAUUUCACCUUGGUGGAACUUGUUCAUCACUUCUUCACUGAAACCAGAGAAAUCUGCAUCUUUUAAGAGUUCCAGGUCGUGU